AACGGGGAGAAAAACAAGUCCAACCGCUUGUACACCUUACAGUAUUUAUCCAUAAACGAAUUUAUAUGUGGCUCUCGUUUUUAGUUUUUCAUAGCUGCCAAACUCUGCCAAGAAAGCAAAUGAAUAACUUUUCAUCAAAUUCAUCACUAACACCAACAGCAGCCAUUAGAGUACUUCAACCAUGAAUGACACAGUGGACAGGCUGGUCAUCUUUCUAGCAAAGAGAGAUGGAAUAGAUAAGCUUGUCAAGACUUUCCAGUACGUGUCCAAGCUUGUUCGCUGGCAGGUAGAAGCCACCCAUCCAGACGUUGCACGGAGAUUCCAGCAAUGGGAAGUUGCUUCUGGCCUUGGCAGGAAAGCCUUUAGAACCGGCAGGUUUCUCACCGGCUUCAAUGCUCUUAGAAGAGGCCCUGGCUCAACCCCAACGUUUAAGAUCCUAGCUGUUCUUGCUAAUGCAGGAGAAAUGGUCUAUUUCUUUUUUGACCAUUUUCUUUGGCUAUCAAGAAUUGGAACUCUGGACGCAAAGUUGGCCGGAAGGAUGAGCUUCAUUUCAGCAUUUGGUGAGUCUUUUGGCUAUAUAUUUUUCAUCAUAGCUGAUUUUAUUAUAAUAAAAGAAGGACUAAAAGAAGAGAGAAGGCUCUUAACUUCUUCAAAAGAAGAUACUUCGAAGGAUGCGACAGAGAGCCUAAGGAAGAUCAGAGCAGACAGAGUGAUGAGGUUGAUGGCCGUCGCGGCUAACGUUGCGGAUUUCAUUAUUGCUCUGGCAGAUAUUGAGCCCAACCCAUUUUGCAACCAUGCUGUUACUCUUGGUGUUAGCGGGUUGGUCUCCGCAUGGGCUGGUUGGUAUAGAAAUUGGCCCUCGUAAGAGAAAUUUCUCAAGUCACCGCUCAAAUACCUAUCUCCACCAAGACUUGAACAUGGAAAAAGAAAAGAAAGAAAAAAAAUUCCCAUUCAUGUUGUAGUAGCAAUGUAAACUAUACUCUUUUAUGAGAAGAUUUCUUGCAUCUAA
Molecule: messenger RNA, 1009 nt
Organism: Populus trichocarpa (black cottonwood)
Lineage: Eukaryota; Viridiplantae; Streptophyta; Magnoliopsida; Malpighiales; Salicaceae
Product: peroxisomal membrane protein 11B
Exons: 1
Coding region: 182-865 (227 amino acids)
Biological process (GO): peroxisome fission; regulation of peroxisome size
Cellular component (GO): peroxisomal membrane
Source: RefSeq, a predicted model, not a curated record